Molecule: messenger RNA, 1177 nt
Organism: Bombyx mori (domestic silkworm)
Lineage: Eukaryota; Metazoa; Arthropoda; Insecta; Lepidoptera; Bombycidae
Exons: 9
Coding region: 98-997 (299 amino acids)
Source: RefSeq, a predicted model, not a curated record
CAAUUUUCAAGCGACGCUUGUCAGUUUGAUUUGCAAAUAAAUUGGGUUUAGGAUGAUUUGUUUAAAUUUAAAUUAUACUUAAUUAUAUUUUUUAAUUAUGUCGUUAGGAUUCUUGAGCGAGUGGGGCGCCGCCGCCGAAUGCCGAGCUACGCGGCUCUGGGCCGCAGCCUCCACUCCCGCGCGGGCUUCACCGACGCUCGAUUGCAGUCCUUGUCGCUGGCUGCGGUCCAGGUCCUCGCCUGUCAGAGCUGAAGCUGGCGAAGACCGAACACGUAACCAGAGUCGCGAGAGUAGUCCAGCCCCGCACGGCAGGCCGGGCAGGGACGGCAGCACCCUGGUAUGUGGAUACUCCACGACAUUCAGGCGAGACGGGGGUGCGCGGUACAUCACGCGUCCCCCCCCGCGCCCCGUGCGACUCCUGCGGGCGCCCCCAGACUCUACACAUCCGAUCACCGUACAGAAGCGCUGCAGCCGCGAGGGUAGGCACGUAGCGGCACAGACGCUGCGCACUCUGAUAGCAGCACUCCCGCUGGACGCGCCGCCCCUGUGCUGCCCUGCGCGACACUCCGCACUCGACAACGCGACGCCUUCGCAGGGAACCGAUCAGGGAGAGAUGUUUUUGACGCCAACUGCUGACAUCAGCUCGCACGGCACUCAUGUACCGACACAUGCCGAGUGCGCGCCGCCGCGGACCCGCCGGGCCAGCGUCGCCGUCCAGGCCUCUCUAGCUUCGACUGAGAAUCCAGACUAUCUGCAGACGGAGUCUAGCAGCCCAGGCGGUGGCCCGCGCGAUACAGACACGAGACCCGACCCCACUGACGCCUGUGAUGAUGAGUGCAAGAACGCAACGUGGAGGCACGGAGUCCGCGCGCUCAGGGACGCUCACAUGCGCCUCGCGCGCCGCCACCUGCGCCUGCUGGACACGCUCAGCCGCGCGCUGGACCCAUCGCCGCGCGCUCACAGGACCAGGGCGAGUGCCAACAAACUGCGUCUUUGAAAUUUGUGAUUAAUACAUUAUAGCGAUUUUAUAAAUGUCUUUGAAUACAUACACCGUCGUACCUAUUGUACUAUCUAUGGAAUGAUCUCGCUAUCCGAAAAAUAGGUACAAUGCAUUGUCACGAAGCUCAUGUCGCGAACCACACUCACGAAUUUCAUAAAUAUAAAAUUUCCGAAAAUA